UUGCAUUUUGCAUCAAAUUCGUAAAUGGUGAGAAAUACGAUUUUUAAGUGAAAUACAAUAUAAUUUCUAAUAAUUCAUUUAUAUUUGGCCAAGAAGCAAUGGCGUCUUUAGAUAUUUUAGCGCCACAUGUGUCGAAAAUUAAGAUACCAGGUGCACAGCAGAUGGUCUACAAAGAUGAAUGUGUAUACUCCUUUGACAAUCCGGAAUCAGCGACGGGAUUGUAUGUAUCCCUGGUAUCUUUUCUUGGAUUCGGUCGUAACUAUGUUGAACAGUACUACCAGAAGACCGGCAAUGCUGUAUUCUUGCACAUACGCAGAGAGAAAAUACCUAUUCCAGAAGCGGAGAAAACUGGUGAUGGUCCUGAAAAGAAGAUAACCCGGCUGGCCAUCGGUGUGGAGGGUGGAUUCGACCCUGACUGCGGCAAGUCCAAGUAUGACAUAGUGGACCACUACAGUGUCGUCGUGCUGCCCGGCUUUCACACGUUCCCGUGGCCCAAUGACAACCUGCCCGAAGUGGUAAAGAAAUCAGUGCAAGCUGUGAUAGAUGCGGAGUCGCCUUUCAAGAUGGCGGAGAUGGCAGCCAUGGAGGGCACUUGGGACGGCGAGAAACGGGAAAUAUCUGUUCACGCGUUAGACUUGAAGCAGCUAGACAACGGAGUGCGCGUGCCGCCGACCGGUUGGAAGUGCGCCAAGUGCGAUCUGACCAACAACCUGUGGCUCAACCUGACGGACGGCAUCAUUCUGUGCGGCCGACGGUUCUUCGACGGAUCCGGUGGCAACGACCACGCGGUGCAACACUACCGCGAGACGGGGUACCCGUUGGCCGUGAAGCUGGGCACUAUCACAGCGGAGGGCGCCGGCGACGUGUACUCGUACGCGGAGGACGACAUGGUCGAGGACCCGCACCUCGCCGCCCACCUCCAGCACUUCGGCAUCAACGUGCGGCAGCUGCAGAAGACUGAAAAAUCUAUGGUGGAACUGGAGUUGGAGUUAAAUAAGAAGACAGGGGAAUGGAACACCCUGCAGGAGUCGAGCAGCGAGCUCAGACCUCUGCAUGGUCCCUCACUCACCGGACUCAACAAUCUAGGCAACUCGUGUUACAUCAACAGCGUUGUACAGGUUCUGUUUCGGAUACCGGACUUUAUCCGUCGCUACGUGGAGGGCGCGCCGGAGAUAUUCGCGACGUUUCCAGAAGACCCCGUCAACGACUUCAAUGUUCAGACGGCUAAACUCGGCGUGGGGCUGGUGUCGGGUCGCUACUCCAUCCCCGGGGAGAGCGGGGGCUCUCAGCCGGGGAUUUCCCCCCACAUGUACCGCCAACUCGUCGGCAAAGGGCAUCCGGAGUUUAUGAGCAAGCGGCAGCAAGACGCCCACGAGUUCUACCUGCAUCUGCUCACCUUGCUGGAGCGUCACAGCCGUCACUCGCGCGACCCGGCGGAGUGUCUCCGGUUUGCGGUUGAGGAGCGCGUGGCGUGCGAGUCGGGCGCGGUGCGGUACACGACGCGCGCCGAGCGCCACCUCCCCCUGCCCGUGCCCGUCGCCGCCGCCACCAACGCGGACGCCGUGCGCGCGUACGAGCAGCGCCGCGUGGACCAGCGCCUGGAGCCGGGCGAGCUGGUGCGGCCGCACAUACCGUUCCAGGCGUGCCUCGACAGCUUCAUGAAGGAGGAGGCGGUCGAGCAGUUCUACAGCACGGCGCUCAACAAGAAGGUCACCGCACGGAAGAUCACACGGUUGGCGACUUUUCCCGAUUACCUGCUGAUACAACUGAAAAAAUUCACCAUCAAAGAGGACUGGACUCCCGCCAAACUUGACGUCUCGGUUGAUAUGCCGUGGGAGGUGGACCUAAGCUGCCUGCGGGGUCGCGGGCCGCAGCCAGACGAGACGCUGCUACCGGAGGACUCGCCCAGCGCGCCCAAGCCCGUGUACGAUGAAACGCUCUUAGCACAGCUGAUGGACAUGGGUUUCCCGGUGGAGUCGUGCAAGAAGGCGCUGUACUACACCAACAACGGCGGCAUGGAGGCCGCGUCCGAGUGGCUGAUGGAGCACGUCGGCGACUGGGACUUCGACCAUGCCUUCACGCCGCCCGGCACGGCACCAGAGGCGGGCGCGACAGCGGCGGUGGACGAGGCGAGCGCGGCGCAGAUCAUGUCCAUGGGCUUCACGAUGGCGCAGGCGCGGGCGGCGCUUACCGCCACGGCCGGCGACGUGCCGCGCGCGCUCGACUGGAUAUUCAGCCGCGCGGGGGAGCUGGAGCCCGACCAGCCCAAACCAGAUAGGACGAUGGGCUGCAGGGAUGGGCCAGAGAAGUACAAGCUGAUAGCGUUCAUCUCUCACAUGGGCACGUCGUCGACGGUCGGUCACUACGUGUGCCACGUGCUGCACGAAGGUCGCUGGGUGAUAUUCAACGACAACAAGGUGGCUCUCUCAGAAAACCCGCCAAAGGAUCUCGGCUACCUGUAUCUAUACGAGAGGCUGUGAUACGCGCCAGAGUUUACGCCGGCCAUAGUGAGCUCACGACCAAAAUGUCUGCGGCUACGCUAGCACACUAAAACUACAGUCCAAAAGGCGAAGCACAAAACUUCAUAUUCAUGUAACAAAAGUAAGUGAUAAUACUUUAGAAUUUGUAUGUGUCUCUUAAAUAGAGUUGACU
Aricia agestis (brown argus) is the source of this 2652-nucleotide messenger RNA. It is a transcript of the gene Usp5, whose product is annotated as ubiquitin carboxyl-terminal hydrolase 5. The transcript has 18 exons. Lineage: Eukaryota; Metazoa; Arthropoda; Insecta; Lepidoptera; Lycaenidae. Gene Ontology annotation, molecular function: protein binding; zinc ion binding; cysteine-type deubiquitinase activity. The record is from RefSeq and is a predicted model, not a curated record. The coding region runs from base 99 to 2480 and encodes 793 amino acids. Gene Ontology annotation, biological process: protein deubiquitination.